Rhodofomes roseus is the source of this 3864-nucleotide messenger RNA. Its product is annotated as leucine-tRNA ligase. Lineage: Eukaryota; Fungi; Basidiomycota; Agaricomycetes; Polyporales; Fomitopsidaceae. The record is from RefSeq and is a predicted model, not a curated record. The transcript is spliced from 9 exons. Gene Ontology annotation, biological process: leucyl-tRNA aminoacylation. Gene Ontology annotation, molecular function: ATP binding; leucine-tRNA ligase activity; aminoacyl-tRNA deacylase activity. Bases 140 to 3400 code for a protein of 1086 amino acids.
GCUCAUGACUCGAGUAUAACUUUGGCUCUAUCGAUUGGGAUUCAAAGGCUUGUUCUCAAGAGGCUUGUUCACCAUUCUUUCUCUCUGGCGACGUGCUGCACGUCUUACUCGUCUGACGAGUUGUAACACUACGCGCACUAUGGCCUCGUCAGCGACCAUCGAACUCGCCCAGACGGGCAAGCGCGACCUGCUCAUCUCGCUGGAGAAGAAAUACCAGGAACGGUGGCAACGCGAACGUCUCUUCGAGGCCAAUGCACCGACACCAGAGGAGACAGCAGGGCUCUCGCAGGCCGAAAUCAGGGAGAAGUACCCCAAGUGGUUUGGCAACUUCCCCUACCCGUACAUGAACGGCUCCCUGCAUCUCGGACACGCGUUCUCAAUAUCGAAAAUCGAAUUCUCUGCUGGGUACCACCGCCUACUGGGCAAGAGAGUCCUCUUCCCUCUUGGUUUUCACUGUACGGGCAUGCCCAUAAAGGCAGCCUCGGACAAGAUCACGCGAGAAAUCGAAUUGUUUGGACCCGAUUUCUCCGGAUUCAAGCCUGACGAAGAGCCCCCCGCCGAGGAGGUGACGAACAUCUCGUCUGUGACACCAAAAACCGUCGACAAGGCCAAGAAGGGCAAGGUAGCGGCCAAGGCCACCGGCUUGCAGUACCAAUUCCAGAUUAUGGAGUCGAUGGGCAUUCCUCGCGAGGAGAUCUACAAGUUCGCGGACCCGUACUACUGGCCGAAGUACUUCCCGCCAAUCUGCAUGGCAGACAACGAUGCUUUCGGCUCGCGAAUCGACUGGCGGCGCUCGUUCAUCACGACGGACGCGAACCCAUACUAUGACAGCUUCGUGCGCUGGCAGAUGAACGCCCUAUACAAGACGGGUAAGGUCAAGUUCGGCGAGCGGUACACGAUCUACAGCCCGAAGGACGGCCAGCCGUGCAUGGACCACGACCGCUCGGAGGGUGAGGCGCUCGGCCCGCAGGAGUACACCGGCAUCCGGAUGGAGGUCGUCCAGUGGAGCGAGGCGGCGAAGAAGGAGAUCGAGAGCAAGGUCGGCGGGCGCAAGGUCUUCCUGGUCGCGGCGACUCUGCGACCCGAGACGAUGUAUGGCCAGACGAACUGCUUUGUCGGCACAGCGAUCAAGUACGGCGUCUUCGCAAUCAACGACCAGGAGGCGUAUGUCUGCACAUAUCGUGCCGCGCGUAACAUGGCGUACCAGGGCAUCAUGGCCGUCCAUGGACAGCUCAACCAACUGGCCGAGGUCGAGGGCACCGCACUCGUGGGCACGAAGAUCCAGGCGCCGUUCUCGGUCUACCCCGAGGUGUACGUGCUCCCGAUGGAGAACGUCCUCGCGACGAAGGGAACCGGUGUGGUCACGUCCGUGCCGUCCGACUCGCCUGACGACUACACGACGUUCACGGAUCUGCGCAAGAAGGCCGAGUUCUACAAGAUUGAUCCCUCGUGGGUCGCAUUCGAGCCCGUGCCGGUUCUCUCGACGCCCGCGUACGGCGACAUGACCGCCGCAGCGCUGGUCAAGAAGCUCAAGAUCCAGUCGCAGAAGGACAUCAAGCAGCUCGCAGAGGCGAAGGAGAUUGCUUACAAGGAGGGCUUCUACAACGGCAUGAUGGUCAUUGGCGAGUUCAAGGGCUUGCCGGUGCAGGAAGCCAAGACGAAGGUUCGGGACAGCAUGAUCGAGAAGGGCCUUGCGUUCGCAUAUGCCGAGCCCGAGGGCAUGGUCGUAUCGCGCAGCUCGGACGAGUGUGUUGUCGCGUUGAUGGACCAGUGGUACUUGGACUACGGAGAGCCUACGUGGCGGGCUCAGGCCGACAAGGUGCUCGCCAAGAUGGAGACCUACCACCAGGAGACCCGAAACGCAUUCGAGGGCGUCCUCGCUUGGCUCAACAAGUGGGCGUGCGCUCGUUCGUACGGUCUCGGCUCCAAGUUGCCCUGGGAUCCGACCUUCCUCGUCGAGAGUCUGAGCGAUUCCACGAUCUACAUGGCCUACUACCCAAUCGUGCACUUCCUCCAGGGCAACACCGACGGCAGCAAGCGCGGCACGCUCGAUAUCACCCCAGAGCAGAUGACCGACGAGGUCUGGGAGUACCUCUACCGCAACGGCCCCUGGCCUGACCCGGCGCCCGUGGAGAAGGAGAAGAUCGACAUCAUGAAGCACGAGUACGAGUACUUCUACCCCUUCGAGGUCCGCUCGUCUGGCAAGGACCUGAUCCCGAACAACCUCACGUUCUGUCUGUAUAACCACGCCGCACUAUUCCCCGAGGACAAGUGGCCACUGUCGAUGCGGACAAAUGGACACUUGAUGGUCAACGGGCAGAAGAUGUCGAAGAGCAAGGGCAACGCGAUGACGAUGCGCCAGUGCGUGGAGAAGUUCGGUGCGGACGCGGCGCGGCUAUGUCUUGCGGAUGCUGGCGAUGGUAUCGAGGACGCCAACUUCGACGAGAAGACGGCGAAUGCCAACAUCCUGCGCCUGCACACGCUGAUUGCGUGGUGUGAGGAGAUGACUACGGACCAGUCUAAGUUGCGCAAGGGCGAGCGGAAUUACCACGAUCGUGUGUUCGAAGAGGAAAUCCUCAAUUUCGUCAACAUCACGAAACGAUGUUACGAGGAGAUGCAGUACAAGGACGCUCUCAAGUACGGCUUCUACGAGCUCCAGUCUACUCGUGACUGGUACCGUGAGGUCACUGGCGACGUCGGCAUGCACGCAGAACUGCUUGCCUGGUGGAUUCGCGUCGCCGUCCUCGUCGUCUCGCCCAUCGCACCCCACUUCUCCGAGCACAUCUGGACGGCCGUCCUCAAGGAGCCGCAGUCCGUGCAGCUCGCGCGCUGGCCCGAGUCCAGGGCAACGGACCAGUCCAUCCUGGACGCCGCCCAGUACAUGCGGGGCACCAUCAAGACCAUGCGUGACGCCGAGCUCAGCCUCCUCAAGAAGCUGAACAAGGGCAGGCAGGGCCAGGCGGCGUACGACCCCAGCAAGCCGCGUGCCGUCCGCGUCUACGUCACGAACGACUACCCCGAGUGGCAGAACAAGUGCGUGGAGGCGGUGAAGGAGGCGUACGCGCCCGAGGCGGACAAGGUCGACGACGCGAAGGUCCGCGAGCUCCUGAUGAAGAGCGGUCUGAUCAAGGACAAGCGCGCCAUGCCCUUCGUGCAGCUAUUCAAAAGAAAGAUGGCCCAGUUCGGUGCUCAGCAGGCCUUCAACCGUAGACUGCCUUUCCCGGAGGUCCAGGUGCUCACGGAGAUCCUCCCCUAUCUGAAGAAGACCCUGGACCUCGUCGACGCGGAGAUCUACACGACUGAGGAGGCGCUGGCGAAGGCGGGAGAGAAGGGAUUCAACAAGACGAUCAUUGAGAGUGCAGAGCCCGGAAACCCUGCUUUCGAAUAUCGUAACGUAUAGAAACUGGUACAUAUAGAUGUAGGAUACACUAAUUUUGCUGUCGAACAAUCGCAUGAAACAAAGACGUAUGCUCAGAUAUACCUGGUGGCCUGGCAGGAGCAGAUGAUCGCACUGGUGAUGGUAUACAAGAUAAUGCAUUAACGAGAAGUACACAUCUACUAUAUACGAACUAUCCGACCACGCUCGCGCGAAUGAUACAGCCUUGUCCUGUGUGUGCACCAGUCCAUCACGAUGCAGGAGCGUAGUUGUGUCUGUAGAUGUAUGCGUCCUCCGUUGGCGGGUUUGCCUUGAACAGCUUGCCCAGGCGCUCGUCUGAGAAGACGACGUCGGCAGGUCAGAAUACAACCACGAGCAAUGAGCAGCGUACUCACAGGUCGGGUCAGAGUCAAUGUGGUCAAAGUACUUGAGCUGCCACGUCGUCCCAGCAGCAGCCUCAUCUUUCCUCCGCUGCCUCUGCUCAUUCU